Amoebophrya sp. A120 is the source of this 744-nucleotide messenger RNA. The record is from the annotation of a GenBank genome assembly. NCBI's taxonomy places the organism in Eukaryota, Dinophyceae, Syndiniales, Amoebophryaceae.
AUGGGUAGGUCAGGCGAGAAUGAACCUUUAUUAAUUUUUUUCUUGGAGUUGGAAAUCAAAGGCAAAACUUCUUUUAUUUUUUUGGGUAUUGGAAGGUGCAGGAGCCGCCUAGUUCUGUCUACGGACGAUACAUGGCAGUGGCUGAAAAAGGUCGCGCAGAACGUUUUCCGUGAAUGCUUUAUUGUGCGAUUGUCUGUGUCCAAGUCCAAUGGCGUAUCGCCACCAAGAACGACGGCCGCGUUGAUGUACUUUCUUGCAGAUGUAGACCCCAGCUCUCUAAAGACUCACAAUACUACUUUUAUAAUUCCCCGAUGCUACUUGGUACUGGAUCGACCGCUUCCACAGUAUGACUGUAAGACACUGAUCCCAGGGGACCGAUCGCGUACGUGCGGUGCUGUGAGAACAUGUGCAGCGCAAGCCGUACACUGUCUAUCGAAUGGAAGAGCAGAUCUAGUUUGCAAGUUUCAAAUGUACAAGACCCCCACGCCCGGAUGAAGACGAAAUUUUUCACCUUUCACUAGCUUCCAGUAUCGAGGUGUGGACCGAUGGGAGCGAGCAGACAGUAUAUCCGCUGUACUGUCGCUCAAGAACUACAAAACAGUCGCAGCCCCUACCAAGCGAUACUUCAAAGGGGAGCGGAGCCCGCGAACCUUAUCGAUUGGAAUGAACCCCGAGCGCGACUACAACGACAUUCCAUACUAGUUGAGAGCAUGACUUUCGCCAUAUUCGGAAAGAAUCCUUCCC